AUGCUUCUUGACGAAGAUCCCGCUGCGCUCAUCCGCGCGACUGUUUCCAACUUCAACAUUGCCCCAGACAAAGCUGCCCUCUCGCGCGUCAACGAUUCUCUCUCAACGUUGCAGCAAUCACGCGACCUCCGAAUUCGUGACGCUGAAACUGCCCUAAGAAAAUUAUCCAGGCAAUUGGCCACUCUCUCCUCACAACAUCGAGAAGUUAUUUCUGGCCAUGACAGUGGUCAACAUGCCAGCGAGAUCGUCCAGCUCGACACGAAAAAGUUCCGCAUCGCCAAACAGGCAUCUGAGCUGGAAGUGGAGAGUGAGAAACUGGGAGCAGAACUUGACAGACUCAAGAUACGAUUAGCAGACUUGGAGGAACAAGGAGUAGAAGGCGACGAAAACAUGCGACGUGCAAGAGAAGCAGACGAUCCCACAAUAUUACGACUUUGGCUAUACAGAUCACUCGGCAUUGCUCUUGAGCAAGACGAAGCCGGCAACUACAACAAAGCAACGAUUGGAAACACCAAGAAGGGAGAUGUCCACGUUGUAAAUAUCGAUCCCAAGUUCUCAAGAUGGUUCUACGCCGAUUAUUUCUGGCAAACGAUGCAAGGUUGA
This is a messenger RNA of Rhinocladiella mackenziei CBS 650.93, 603 nucleotides long. RefSeq lists its product as uncharacterized. The transcript is spliced from 3 exons. The record is from RefSeq and is a predicted model, not a curated record. The coding region runs from base 1 to 603 and encodes 200 amino acids. Lineage: Eukaryota; Fungi; Ascomycota; Eurotiomycetes; Chaetothyriales; Herpotrichiellaceae.